GAACCGGUUUCUUGGGCAGAUGGCAGCCUUGGUCUGGCCACAAACUGAUUGACAGGUGCUGUGACCAGAAGCUCUAGACUCCAGGCCCUGUCCCCCGAGCUCAGCCCUCGGAUGUCCCACCGCCCAGAGCCUGCAUGCGCCGCGGGGCGCCCCAGGAGCAGGAGCUGGUGGGUCCGGGGGCUCCUGGGCGGGGAUCCCGGGGCGCCCCUCCUCCCUCGGGACCUGUUGUCCCGGUCCUCGUCUUUCCCCCGAAUCUAGUGUUCAGGGCGGACCAGCGAAGCGGACCCAGGCAGCUGCUGACCCUCUAUAACCCCACAGGAACCCUGCUUCGCUUCCGAGUCCUGUGCACAGCACCUGCCAAAUACACAGUGUUUGACGCAGAAGGAUACGUCAAGCCUCAGUCCUGCAUUGACAUUGUGAUUCGCCACGUGGCCCCCAUUGCCAGACACUAUGAUAUCCAGGACCGCUUCCGAAUUGAGCUGUCUGAGGAGGGAACUAAGGGCCGAGUGUUGGGGCGCAAAGACAUCACCUCGGUUUUGAGGGCCCCAGCCUACCCCCUUGAACUUCAGGGACAGCCUGACCCAACACCCCACCCAGGGCCUCCUUCCUGGACAUCACCACCGAGGACCAGACUCCACGAGAAAUCCCACCCACAACUGGCCACCAGUUCCUUCCUCCUGUUCUUGCUGACGGGCAUAGUCUCGGUGGCCUUCCUGCUGCUCCCACUCCAGGAUGAACUCGGCAGCCAGCUGCCCCAAAUCCUGCAUGUCUCGCUGGGACAAAAGUUGGUUGCAGCCUACGUCUUGGGCCUCCUCACCAUGGUCUUCCUCCAGACCUGAGCCCCCUGCUCAACCUCAACGCCCUUCCCCGAGCAGGGAUGUGGACAGGAAACAGCCACUGUGAUGCUCAUACCUUGCCUCAAUUCCUACUCCUUCCUGCUACUCCUUCCACCCCCAACAAAAAAAUACCGAGGGAUUUGUAUUCAUUUUCCAAGUUGAAUAAAAUACAUUUGCAAAAU
This is a messenger RNA of Molossus molossus (Pallas's mastiff bat), 1018 nucleotides long. It is a transcript of the gene MOSPD3, whose product is annotated as motile sperm domain containing 3. Bases 135 to 839 code for a protein of 234 amino acids. Lineage: Eukaryota; Metazoa; Chordata; Mammalia; Chiroptera; Molossidae. Gene Ontology annotation, cellular component: cytoplasm. The record is from RefSeq and is a predicted model, not a curated record. The transcript is spliced from 6 exons.